AGGUUUUUUUUCUUCUUCUCUCUCCUCUCUCUUUUCUCUCAGGUUUCUCUCUCCUCUCUCUCUCUCUCUUUCUCUCUCCAGAAAGGGCAAAACCCUAAAGAGUCGUUUACACCCCCAAUUUUUAUUUACUGUGGAUUGGGAUCUUUGGUUUGCAUAUCUUGGAUCUGCGGAAAUGUAAAGGCUGUCAAUUGACAUCUUGCUCAUUGGAGCUUCAUGGAUGACGAUGCGUUGAACAUGCGUAAUUGGGGCUACUAUGAGCCAUCCUUUAAGGGGCAUCUUGGUCUGCAGCUCAUGUCUAGCAUGGCUGAGCGGGACACCAAGUCUUUCAUUCCUGGGCGUGAUCCUAAUCUCAUGGUUACUCCCAAUGCUGCCUUUCACCCACGGGACUGUGUUGUUUCAGAGGCACCUAUCCCCAUGAAUUAUGUUAGGGAUAGUUGGAUUAGCCAGAGAGAAAAGUUUUUCAACAUGUUACCAGCCACUGCUCCUAAUUAUGGCAUUCUUCCUGAGACUUCGGCAGCUCAUUCAUUGCCAAUAUUGCAGCCACCACCUGAUCCGUCAUCAAGAAAUGAGAGGGUGGUGGGUAGAGUUGAGGAGCAAUCAGUUAACAAGGAAGGUGUUCCAUUGAAGAAAAGGCAGGGUGGCGCUGCCCCAAAGACACCAAAGGCCAAAAAGCCUAGGAAGCCAAAGGAUAAUAGUAAUUCUACUGUUCAACGUGUGAAGCCUGCAAAGAAGAGUAUGGAUAUUAAAAUAAAUGGCUAUGACAUGGAUAUUUCAGGCAUUCCAAUUCCAGUUUGCUCAUGCACUGGAAGCCCUCAGCAAUGUUAUCGAUGGGGCUGUGGUGGUUGGCAAUCUGCUUGUUGCACCACAAAUGUAUCCAUGUAUCCUUUGCCAAUGAGCACCAAAAGGCGUGGUGCAAGGAUAGCUGGGCGGAAAAUGAGUCAGGGGGCAUUCAAGAAGGUCUUGGAGAAACUUGCAGCUGAAAAUUAUAACUUCAAUAACCCAAUUGAUUUGAGGACUCAUUGGGCCAGACAUGGUACCAACAAGUUUGUCACUAUCAGGUAGAUUCAAAUUGGUGGUAAUGAUAGUGGAACUCCAUCGCUUAUGGUCUGCUUCACCUGUAUAUAUUCUGUGGCCUUCUUCGGAGAUCUUUGAUGCCUUGUAGUUCAUGAAUUUUUACAGUCAUGAUAAUGUUUUAACUUUCGAACAUCUUGGUUCUUUGGAACUUCUUAGUUUUUCAUUUAUGCUUGUGCUUUAAGAACAUCUGUUUGUUCUGGUCACCAACUUUAAGUUGUGGAUGAGUUUUUAUUUGUUGGAUCCUGUUGGAUAAUCUCCUUUCAUCCACUCGGCAAACUGUUAUUAUAGACUGGCAGUUGAAUGCUGCUUUUCCUGGCAAUCUUUUAACUGACAUCAAUGACAUUUUGUUUAUUGCAUUUAUUUGCAUAAACUUUUGAAUGAU
Messenger RNA from Theobroma cacao (cacao), 1456 nucleotides. Its product is annotated as protein BASIC PENTACYSTEINE2-like. The record is from RefSeq and is a predicted model, not a curated record. Gene Ontology annotation, biological process: response to ethylene. Lineage: Eukaryota; Viridiplantae; Streptophyta; Magnoliopsida; Malvales; Malvaceae. Gene Ontology annotation, molecular function: DNA-binding transcription factor activity; sequence-specific DNA binding. Gene Ontology annotation, cellular component: nucleus.